Heteronotia binoei (common prickly gecko) is the source of this 1742-nucleotide messenger RNA. Its product is annotated as phospholipid phosphatase 3-like. NCBI's taxonomy places the organism in Eukaryota, Metazoa, Chordata, Lepidosauria, Squamata, Gekkonidae. Gene Ontology annotation, biological process: signal transduction; phospholipid metabolic process; phospholipid dephosphorylation. Gene Ontology annotation, molecular function: phosphatidate phosphatase activity. The record is from RefSeq and is a predicted model, not a curated record. The transcript is spliced from 6 exons. The coding region runs from base 1 to 975 and encodes 324 amino acids.
AUGCAGACGGUGCACUGCCAGCUCCUGCCCGACCGGCCCCCGCCGUCGCCGCAGCCCCCCGCCGAGCCGCUGGAGUGGCCCGGGGGGCCGGGAGAAGUGCGGCUGACCGUCCGGAGGUCCCGAUCCCCGCCCCGCCAGCUGGCCCGCAAGGGGGUGGCGCUGCGCAAGACUUUGGUGGCCCUGGAUGUCGCCUGCCUGCUUGCCGCCUCCGUCCCCUUCUUCCUCUGUGAGGUCGGCCUGGUCUCCCCCGUGCGCCGUGGCUUCUUCUGCAACGACAGCAGCAUCAGCUACCCGCUACGGCACUCGGAGACCGUCAGCGACUCCGUCCUCAUCUCGGUGGGAAUCCUCAUCACCUCUCUAGCGAUCACCCUCGGGGAAAGCUACCACGUCCACAACUUCCCCCACCGCUCUCACUCCGUCGUCCGCAACCCGUACGUGGUGGCCCUCUACAAGGAGAUCGGGGCCUUCCUCUUUGGCUGCACGGUGGGCCAGUCCCUCACCAACAUGGCCAAGGUGGCCGUGGGUCGGCUUCGCCCCCAUUUCCUGGCCGUCUGUCGCCCCAACUUCACGCACGUCGACUGCUCUGCAGGAUACGUGGAAGAGUAUAGCUGCAGCGGCUCCGGGGAGAAGGAGGCAAGAAAGUCAUUCUACUCGGGUCAUGCCUCCUUUGCCAUGUAUUCCAUGAUGUACUUGGUGUUCUACCUGCAGGCGCGCUUCACCUGGCGAGGCGCUCGGUUACUCCGGCCACUGGUCCAGUUUGUGCUGCUGAUGCUAGCCAUGUACACGGGACUGACCCGCAUCUCGGACUAUCGGCACCACCCCUCGGAUGUGGCCGUGGGACUGCUGCAGGGAGCGCUGGUGGCCUACUGGGUGGCCUUCCACGUUUCUGGCAUGUUUCACCACAAGCACCGGCCCCGUCACCUGCCCGCCGUCAUCUUGGACAGUCCCAGCUCAGACGGCCACACCGAUUGCUAAGGAGGCAUGACUGUCUCGUGGGUGCUCUGCUCUUGGAGGUUGAGGGGCACUCUUUGUCUGGCUGGAUUUGUGGGCCUGCCGAAAACUCCCUUGACCAAUCGUGCCAUUUCCCGGCAUCGACGGCUGAACAUUUAGGCACGAAUGAGUCAGACGGGAGCCACUUUCUCGGUGACGCUAGGGAACGGUUUCCCUGCAAUCUGCUCAUAUCUACCCUGAAACAGCUGCUGGGAAAGGAAGAGGAAAGAGAGACACCGGGGCAGAUUUAUGCCAGCGCCAAAGAGUUCUCCACCCUCCCAGCGUCGCAGGGGACAAUCUGUUCCUUCUCCGAAUCAGAGUUUUCAAGCCAUUCCCCUCUUAAGCUUCUCCUCUCUGAAUGGAUUCGAGGUUCCCGUCUCUGCUGGCUCUGGUUUUCUCUUAGAUGAGACUCAGGAAGGAAGCUCCAGGAGGAAAGCCCACGUUUUUGACGGAAGAAGACGCCGGCGGUUUGGAGGGACGGAUUCCUCCACGAAACAUGACACGCCCCAGACUGCCUGGCUCGGAGGAGAACGGAUGGCCGCGGCGCUUGAGCGUGCCUCACCUACCUGCAAAGACACUGCGUGCCCUGCAGAAAGGUGCACAUGAAGGAAUGAACCACAGACUCUGUAAAAGCGGGGGGGAGUGAAGGUCUAGAACUGGCGGGAUGUGCUGCCAAACCCCGUGCCCCCCCUCCGCCCCCUUUCCACCCCCCAUAAUGUGAAUGGCGUUUUUGUAAUAAAUGGUACUGGGAA